ACGCCAUAAUCUUUCAUCGCUUUUGGAGGAUGGGGUGAGCAUGAGUGUUAUUGAUAUUUGGGCUCUGAUAUUAAAUCAGAAGGACUUAGGGCGUGGGCUAGGGUCACCUAAGAGAUUCUUUUGUUCAGCCACGGCUAGUGUUGACGUGACUCAAAGUCAUAUGCAAAGAAAGUAGAUGAUUAAGGGUACCCUUGACUUUAAGAUUAGAUUGGUCGGUAUGGUGAAAUGCUCCAAAGUAUCCAUUUCAGAUAUUGAUCUUGCAUUUUUCCCUAUUAUCCAUGAUGGAUGUUAUGUCGUUCUCUGCUUUAAUUUCAAGUAUUCCAAGGUUGAUGUGAUUGACCAGAGGAUUUUGACCGGAAAAGUGAAUGAAAUUUAUGGUGGCUACGUGACAAUUCUGGCUUCGUUCUUUUCAAAGUUUUUGAAGGAUAUGAAGGAUCCAAGAGCUAAGUUAGUAAUGAAUUUUGAGCCAAGGAUAAUCAGAAUGGUAUGGAAAUCCAAUGAGCUUGAUGUUGUUGAUAGUGGUGUCCUUGCAAUGAGACACAUGGAAACAUAUAUGGGGCAAGCAAAUUCUUGGGAUCCUCUCCUAAAAAAAAUUGAUGGCCAUGUUCUUAGAAAUUUGAGAGCAAAAUAUUGUUGUGAGAUUUUGAAGAAUGAGUACAACGUGGUCAAAGAAGAUGUGUUGAAGAAAGCAAAAUUGUGAAUUGAGCAAAAUAUUGUUGCCGGGAAGAUGGAAUUUUGAUGUUGAUCAUAGACGUGUGUUCAUUGUAAUAUUGAUAGUUUGUUAAUGAUGUAAACUAAUCGUUGGUACUGGGUUGUAGCGUUAUAGGCUCUAAAACUUACCAUAGCUUUAUGCAUUUACUAUAGUAUGCUGUGAUGUUGAUAGUUUGUUAAUGAUGUAAACUGACGUGUGUUGUUGGACACGAUUGUGAUAUAUCUACAAUAUUCUGAUGUAUGACAGUGGA
Molecule: messenger RNA, 962 nt
Organism: Spinacia oleracea (spinach)
Lineage: Eukaryota; Viridiplantae; Streptophyta; Magnoliopsida; Caryophyllales; Amaranthaceae
Exons: 5
Coding region: 176-700 (174 amino acids)
Source: RefSeq, a predicted model, not a curated record